AUGACCUCUCAUUAUUGCUGGAUUGUCAUGCAGGUCGUCUGCUGUGUACAUGCACGCGCACAGCUCUCCGACCUCUCGCUAUUCCGCCUUGCAGGCGCCUCAUAUCCAACUGUGUCUGCAUGCUGCAUGACAGGCUCAAAUGCCGUCGUUCGCCCAGGCAAGACAAUAUCGUCUUCAUAUGGGUUCUGUCGCUUUCCGUACUCACUGCCUUCAACCUCACCAUCGUCCAUGACCACUGCGCUGUGGGAGGUCUUGUCUAUGGUUGAUGUUGGUGAGUCCCCUUCCAUUGAAUGGAUGGCUGCUUAUUCAUUCAGGCAGGACAAUAUCAUCUUCAUAUGGAUUGUGUGGCUUUCUGGACCCACCACCUUCAACCUCGCCAUUCAGCUGUUGGACAAUAUCGUCAUCAUAUGGAUUGUGCGGCUUUCUGGAUCCACCGCCUUCAACCUCACCAUUCAGCUGUUGGACAAUAUCGUCCUCAUAUGGAUUGUGCGGCUUUCUGGACCCACCGCCUUCAACCUCGCCAUUCAGCUGUUGGACAAUAUCGUCCUCAUAUGGAUUGUGCGGCUUUCUGGACCCACCGCCUUCAACCUCGCCAUUCAGCUGUUGGUGACUGUUGGUGAGUCCCCUUCCAUCAAGUGGAUGGCCGCUUAUUCGCCCGGGCAGGACAAUAUCGUCCUCAUAUGGAUUGUGCGGCUUUCUGGACCCACCGCCUUCAACCUCGCCAUUCAGCUGUUGGUAAUGUAA
Suillus plorans is the source of this 744-nucleotide messenger RNA. RefSeq lists its product as uncharacterized. Lineage: Eukaryota; Fungi; Basidiomycota; Agaricomycetes; Boletales; Suillaceae. The coding region runs from base 1 to 744 and encodes 247 amino acids. The transcript has 7 exons. The record is from RefSeq and is a predicted model, not a curated record.